Molecule: messenger RNA, 1154 nt
Organism: Pyricularia oryzae 70-15
Lineage: Eukaryota; Fungi; Ascomycota; Sordariomycetes; Magnaporthales; Pyriculariaceae
Product: DNA replication complex GINS protein PSF3
Exons: 2
Coding region: 120-743 (207 amino acids)
Biological process (GO): mitotic DNA replication initiation
Cellular component (GO): GINS complex
Source: RefSeq, a predicted model, not a curated record
CACCAAACAAAGGGACUUUUCGUCGCGCUCAUUACAUGCAAAGACGCGUCCAUCGCGAGUCGGCGAUGAGAAAUAAUCGUACAACUGAGGACGGCGACACUUGAUGUCAAUCCUUCAAGAUGUCUUAUUACGACAUUGAUGCCAUCCUUACCGAUGCAGAGAAAGUCCCCUGCGAGUUCCAGCUCGACGUCCCGGAGCUCGGCUACCUGGACAACACACCAUCACACGCCCUCAAGGCCGGCACCAAAGUAAACCUGCCGCUAUGGCUGGCUGAGAUGCUGGCGUUGGCCAACACGACGCACCCAAGCAGCGCCGACCCCGACGACGCCCGGUCCUUUGUGUCGCUGAACCUGCCCAACCCGCUCGCCGACGACGUCAUCCAGGCCCUCAAGGCCGACCCUCGCUCCGUGCCGCUGCGCGACCGCAGCCCGCACUUCUUCUCGCUCAGCACGCGCGUGCUCGACCUGUUUGAGGAGCGGGAGCUGGCUUCCGUUUUGCGCAAGAGCUUCGUCGUCAGGGCGGGCGACGUCGGGCUGCAUGCGAGAAAGGUUGGCGGCGGUGGAGGUGGGCACAACGCUGGCGGCAGGGGCAAGGAUGACGACAAGGGGAGUAAUAUCGGGCUCGGCGGGCAGAGCGAGGAGUUCCUGAGGGGGCUGGACGAGUGGGAGAGGAAUCUGUUUAGGAAGGCGCAUGAGGGUACCAAGGCUGGGGGUGAGUGGAUGGACAGUGUCAAGAAGAACUGAGGUGAUGACUUCUUGUUGCGCCAUUACGCAGCGGGGGUGACAGCAACGACUGGGACCUCCGGGACGCAAUCAAAGCAGCCGAGCUGGGCGCAAAGACCGCCGGUAGUCUGCCGAGGACUUUUUUGCUCGACGUCUAGCUUGCGGGUGGUAUUCUGGCCACAGAGGCAACCAUGCUACACUCGCAACAUAGGCCGGGGUAUCUGCGCAUAUGAUUAUCUUGCGCCAUUCAUGCAAAUGCCUGGGGUCGGAGCCUUCUGUGGAAGGGAGAUGGCACAACGCUCACAAAUAGCUUACGGCUACUAUUACUGGCCGUUUGCUUUUUCAUUUGAUAACAGACGAGGCUAUGGUAUAAAGACGAAUGAUUUAUGAACAACCACAUAUAGAAUAAGACAAGUCAUGUUUUCCAGGUAA